AAUUCCUCUUUUCUUCUACUAAUCUCAAUAUACUAUACUCUGUAUCUACAUCAAAAUAUACUCUGUAUCUAUAUAUCUAUAUAAUUCUCUGAUGGAGCCUAACGGUGUUGCUACCUACCGUCACCGUCGAUCACCGUCGUCCGACCGGUUCUUAGGUGUCUUCUCACCGCCGUCAUCUACCGGAGUGAUCUCCGGUGGUUCAUCAGCCGCCGGAGAUGAUUUCAGUGAAGACGAUGUGUUUUGGACAGGAGAUUUCGCGGAACAGAAACGUCAGUCGUCAGAUCCGGUUAACGGAAACCGGAAUGUUGCCAGUUACAGUCCGUCAUUCCGGCAACAGGAUAAGUUCGGUAUUCUGGCGGCGUUACCGGAAGAUAACGGCCGGAAAGUUAAUCGUCCGGUACUAAACCGUCGAAACCCUAGCAGUUCAAUCGGAUCUCCGACGUUUGGAAAUCCUAUAACGUCGCCGUCGUCGUCGCGGUUAAUUCCGUCAAUUCCUAGACCUAAUAAGCACGAUCGAGAUUUUUCAGCGUCUAUGCCGUUGAAAUUCCAGCAGUCGGCGCCGGUGAAUGUUCCGAUGUUUGCGAGGAAACCGAGAACAGGUGGUGGAGAGCUUGCUGACGUGGACAUUGGUGAAGAUGAUGAAGAGGAGAUGCUUCCGCCUCAUGAAAUCGUUGCAAGAGGGUCGAAUUCGCCUCAUACGACUUUUUCGGUUUUAGAAGGCGCUGGAAGGACUUUAAAAGGCAGGGAUUUGAGAUUGGUGAGGAAUGCUGUUUGGCGAAAAACCGGUUUCCUUGAUUGAUUGAUAGAAUUUUGUGUUUUGAUUGAUUCCUGAUGGUUUUUGUGAUACCUUCCCAACUGCCUGCCUGCCUGCAAUUUGGACUGUGAAGUUGAAGUUUUUUUUUAUUAGAGCUUUUGCAGUCUUUUUAAAAAAGGUUAUAAAUAUUAGUAUCAGUAUUAGUAGUAGUGAUUAGUAGAAAGGUGGGGGAUUAUGUUUUUAAUUUUGGAUAAUGAUCAAGUUUUUUAAUGUUGAUGAAUCUAUUUUGACA
Erigeron canadensis is the source of this 1046-nucleotide messenger RNA. RefSeq lists its product as uncharacterized. The transcript has a single exon. The record is from RefSeq and is a predicted model, not a curated record. Bases 92 to 799 code for a protein of 235 amino acids. Lineage: Eukaryota; Viridiplantae; Streptophyta; Magnoliopsida; Asterales; Asteraceae.